This is a messenger RNA of Octodon degus (degu), 2122 nucleotides long. It is a transcript of the gene Spam1, whose product is annotated as sperm adhesion molecule 1. Lineage: Eukaryota; Metazoa; Chordata; Mammalia; Rodentia; Octodontidae. Bases 427 to 2025 code for a protein of 532 amino acids. The transcript has 6 exons. Gene Ontology annotation, molecular function: hyalurononglucosaminidase activity. Gene Ontology annotation, biological process: hyaluronan catabolic process; carbohydrate metabolic process; fusion of sperm to egg plasma membrane involved in single fertilization. Gene Ontology annotation, cellular component: acrosomal vesicle. The record is from RefSeq and is a predicted model, not a curated record.
GAUGUGUAGCUUGAUGCAGCUCUCAUGAAUCCAGGAAGAUUUUUUCGAUUUUAAUGGAUGUAGAUGGUUAGCAGCACACCAUAAAGUCUUUCCCAGCAAGAUACAUCCUUUCCCAUUGUAUGGAGGAAGGCUGAGAAGAGAGACCUGGGAUAACUGCUGAAGUGAAUACUUCUCUCUAGGUACUGAAGACAAGAGAAGUGGUUUUACUUGGAAAGAAAGCAGAUUUCUGGAUGGUGCAACUUCUAACGCAUUCCUGAAUUACAAAACAAGAAGAAUAGUAUUUUAAAAUAACAGAGUUAUUACACUCUUUGUCCACCAAAGUGGCCAUAUUCUUACUACACUUCUUUUGGGCUCAUAUGGUGCUGCAAAUACUGGAAAAAUCAGUAUAAGAAGCAAAAGUGUUUUUCAUAACUGUUACUCUUUCUAAUGGGAGUGCUAACUUUCAAACACAGCUCUAUGGGGAGUUUUGUUGAGUGCAGUGAAGCGCUGCAGAUAGCAUUCCUUUUCCUUCUAAUUCCAUGUUGCCUGUCUCUGGAUAAUCGGGCACCCCCACUUAUCCCAAAUGUGCCUCUGCUCUGGGUCUGGAAUGCCCCAACUGAAUUUUGUACGGGAGUGUCUAAUCAACCACUAGAUAUGAGCCUGUUCUCUAUAAUAGGAUCUCCCCGAAAAAAUGUCACAGGGCAAAGUAUCACACUAUAUUACGUUGAUAGACUUGGCUACUAUCCUUACAUCGAUCACCACACAGGUGCAAUUGAGCAUGGUGGACUCCCCCAGCUGAUGAACUUACAAAACCAUUUGGAUAAAGCCAGGCAAGACAUCCUGUUUUACAUGCCCACAGACAGUGUGGGCUUGGCUAUCAUCGACUGGGAAGAGUGGAGGCCCACCUGGGCAAGAAACUGGAAACCUAAGGAUAUUUACCGGAAUAAGUCUAUUGAGUUGGUUCAGCAACAAAACCCACAAUUUAAUCUCUCAUAUGCUACAGCACUCGCCAAGGCAGAAUUUGAGAGGACAGGGAGGGAUUUCAUGCUAGAAACUUUAAAAUUGGGGAAAACACUUCGGCCCAAUAGUUUAUGGGGUUAUUAUCUUUUCCCUGAUUGCUACAACACUCAUUACACUAAACCCAAUUACAAUGGUCAUUGCCCUGAUAUAGAAAAGCAAAGAAACGAUGGCCUCAUCUGGUUGUGGAGAGAAAGUACUGCUCUUUUCCCAUCUGUUUAUCUGACCAGCCGCUUAAAGUCAUCUCCAAACGGCGCACUCUACGUCCGUAGUCGUGUGCAGGAGUCCAUUAGGGUUUCGAAACUCUCUAAUGCUAGAAAUCCACUUCCUAUCUUUGUAUAUAUCCGCCUGGUUUUUAGUGAUCAAACUACUAUAUUCCUUGAGCAGGAUGAUCUUGUGAAUACAAUUGGCGAAACUGUUCCCCUAGGUGUCUCUGGAAUAAUAAUAUGGGGAAGUCUUAGUUUAGCACGAAGUAUGAAAUCUUGCCUGGAACUAGAAAAUUACAUGAAGAAUACACUCACACCUUACAUAAUCAACGUCACUCUUGCAGCCAGAAUGUGUAGCCAAGUGCUUUGCAAGGAGCAAGGAGUUUGCGUAAGGAAAAACUGGGAUACAAGUACCUACCUUCACCUAAACCCAGCGAAUUUUAAUAUUGAACUUGAUCCAAAUGGAAAGUUUGUGGUACAUGGCAAACCUUCACUUGAAGACCUGCAAGAAUUUUCCAAAAAUUUUCAAUGCAGCUGUUAUAGCAAUGUGCCUUGUAAGGAUAGACUUGAUGUCGAAAAUGUUGGCUCUAUUAAUGUGUGUACUGUUAAUAAUGUUUGUAUAGAUGCGCUGUUAGACUUUCAGACCAGUGCUGAUGACAGCGAUGAUGACAGUGAUGAUGAGCCUCCCCCCACAGAUGAUACCUCUGGAAGUGAAAGCAACGUCUGGGACACCACAUCGUCUGCCACACUGUGCCCACGAGAUCUCAGUUGGUGCCUCUUAAUUCUCUGUCUGUUUUCACAGCACUGGAAAUACUUGCUAUAGGCUUAGACAACUCAAAACUACAAAAUUGAACAUCAUCUUACACACGAUCAAGAUCCUUUGGAUUUUUGAAACAAUAUACAUUUUUCUAUGGAAGACA